Messenger RNA from Lobosporangium transversale, 802 nucleotides. RefSeq lists its product as hypothetical. The coding region runs from base 69 to 764 and encodes 231 amino acids. The record is from RefSeq and is a predicted model, not a curated record. Lineage: Eukaryota; Fungi; Mortierellomycota; Mortierellomycetes; Mortierellales; Mortierellaceae. The transcript has 2 exons.
GGACCUUUCAAAUCCUUCUUUCUUUUAUAUUCUAUACCAUUACUCAUUAUCCAACUAUCCACAAAUACAUGAUGCAGACUUCCACAUCUCGCCUAUUGCUCCUCCUUCCUCGAACUAGGCUUCGUGCACCGUUAAAGGCUAAUGCUGUGUUUUUUAAUGCUUUCUCUAAAGCGUGCUGUUCUAGUUCUACAAGGUCCAUUAUCACCACCAAUCCACGGGAACAACAUCGAGAUGAAACCGGUGCGAGGACAUGCCCAUCCAAAUCAGCGGCUUACAAACCAUCCUCAUCCUCUUCGCUCCCGAUCACUUCAGGUCAGUUCUGGUCCGAUCCAAGAAUCUGGAAGACAGCAUCUGUCAAUACAUUUCGUUGUCUGGUCGGAUGCACACUUGGAGACAUGUCGAUGCUAUUCUAUCUCCAGUCGGCACACCCGGACCUAUCGCCGGGUAUUGCGAUGGCCCUAGCAAUGAGUUCCGGUAUUUUGACCUCGAUCAGCUUGGAGACAAUAUUGCUGCGAUUUUCAAGAGCUUCUAAUAUGCCGUGGAGAGAAGCCUUCAAAACGGCGACAGGCAUGUCUUUGAUUUCAAUGCUGACAAUGGAGGCUGUUGAGAAUGCCGUAGAUUAUCAUUUGAUGGGAUGGGGUAACGUGAAUCUGUCUGAUCCAAUCUUCUGGAAGGCGGUAGGAUACAGUGCUUUGGCAGGAUGGUCUGCGCCGCUACCUUUCAAUUACUGGAAUUUGAAGCGACAUGGUAAAUCAUGUCACUGAAGAGCUUAAUAAAAUAAUAAAAACAUUUCCACUAUUGC